GCUCCUCGGCAGUUAGCAUUCGGGCGCCUAACGAGCUACAUAUCCUCGGUGGAAGGAAAAAGAGAAAGAGGGAGAGAGAGAAAGAAAGAAAGAGAAAGGGAAAGAAAGAGAGAGAGCGAGCCAAAAGCCGGACCGGCUCGUUGCGUCUUUUUUUUUUUUUAAAUAACUACCACACACACACACACUUUUUACCGAGCUAACCAACCAACCAUAUACAACGACGCAACCGAGCCAAAAAGACUUCUUUCAUCGGCUUGUUCUUCUUUUUUGUUUUUUUUUGUUUCGCAAGUUAAUUAUCAAAAUAUAUAAAUAUCUACGCACUUCCCCUCCCUGUCGCCGUCAAACGAGGAUCUCUUAGAUAAAGAGAGGAAAAGUAAUAACGAAGAAAGAAAAGUGUUGUUGCACUUCGUGUACGUGCGCUCCGAUCACCACCCCCCCCGCCGAACAACCGACCGACCGACCGACGACCGACCGCACGCACGUCCUCCCGCCAGCAACGAAGAAUCACGAAGAAGAAAAAAAAAGGAAGAAUUAAUAGUUUAACCUCGAAUUAACAUAUCUACCGAAGGACGAUUCUUGGAGGUGGUAGAAUUUCAAUCAGAUUUCCGAAAGGACAUAAAUUCAUAAGAAGAAGAAACUCAUCGUGACAAUUUUAUCUCGAAAUCAUCUUCAUCAUCAUCAUCAUCAUCAUCAUUGACGAAACGUCCAUCUCAUCCAUUUUCUUCUUUUUUUCCUUUCCUUUUCAUUUUUCUUUUCCUCUCAAAUUUUUUCCUAUCUUACUAAGUUAAUUACUUAUUUUUAAUAUACACGUCGCGUCGUCGCGCAAAAAACUUUUCGCGUACUUGACGUGUAGUGUUUUCGAUGUAAACGCUCAACGACGAGGCCUAACGUCGGAGUGUCAGUUUUUAUAUAUAUAUAUAUAUUUAUAUAUAUAUACAUACAUACAUACAUAUAAUACAACAGAGACAUAUAUAUAUACACAUUUUUUUCCUCUCUUCGUUUCUCUUAUGUCCUUUGAAGUUUUUCGUUCUGAGAACGAAGAUUAACGCUUCGGUCUUUGUUUUUGCAUCAUAGAAAACAAAGAAGAGAAAGAAGAAAAAGGAGAGAAUAUUCUUUCUAUAUAUAAAAAAAAAAAAAAUAAAAAAAAUAAAAAAAAUAAUAACAAUAAUAAAAAAUAAUAAUAAUAAUAGUAACAAUAAUAAAAAGACGAAGUAAAAAGUGUUGAAGUCGAAGAAAAGAAGAUAGAAAAGGGGAAGAGAGAGACUGACGGAUACUUAGUGUUUUUGUGCAAAAAAAAGAAGAAAAAGAAAGGAGGGAAGGAAGGAAGGAAGAAAGAAAGAAAAAGAGAAGAAAAUUGAAGGAACAUGUCGACCGCCGUCAUGAGUACGCCCAUGUUCGAGUGCAACGAGGCUCUCUUUAAGAACACGACCUCUGCGAAGAGCAAGGACACGGGUACAAACAAUGCAACGUCGGUAUCAUCGGCAAACAACAACAAUGGCGCGAACGGAGGUCACGCGCCUUUACGUCGAAGCUAUACUUCAUUAGUAACGACAUUGAUCGAGCAACAUCGUAAACUUGACAGGAGUGCGAGCGAGCCAACGUCUCGUUACAAGACGGAACUUUGUCGACCGUUUGAGGAAAGCGGAGCCUGUAAAUAUGGGGACAAGUGUCAGUUCGCUCAUGGAUAUAGCGAGCUACGAAACUUGGCUCGUCAUCCGAAAUAUAAGACAGAAUUGUGUCGUACCUUCCACACGAUUGGUUUCUGCCCAUACGGACCACGUUGCCACUUUAUUCACAACUUCGAGGAGGCUCGUAUACACAAUCAGAAGGUGAGCGCACAGCUAGGCUCAUCGCAGCCCAACAUCAUGGGUUUGAAUCCGUUGUUGGGUGCCGCUGCGGCAGCCGCGGCAGCCGCAGCAGCGGCCGCGGCCGGUGGUAAUACCGCCGGCGUCACGGGUGGUAAUAGCAACGGGUGUAACACCAGUACCGCAGCAGUCGCGGCAGCAGCCGCAGCAGCAGCCGCAGCAGCCGGUGCUGCUACGAAUGCACCUAAUAACGCAACCGCCGCCGCAAAUUCCGCCAAUCUUAGCGUUGGUCUGUUGGAACAGAUAGCUGCCGCAAGCUCUUCCCAAGUAGCUGCCGUAGCCGCAGCAGCAGCAGCUGCCAAUUCACCGCCGAAUCUAAUGAGAACGAAUUCUCUUAGUUUGGCCGCGAGCACGGCCAAUGCUGCCUUUACUCCGCCGCCUUUGCUCCGAACAAAUUCUCUUAGCCUUGCCUCAAGUCAUCAUCACCAUCAACAACAUCACCAUCAACAUCAGCAUCAUCAACAUCAGCAUCACCAUCAUCAUCAUCACCAUCGUCAAACAGCGGGUGGUGCAAACGGUGCUGCUGGUGGGAGUUCUAUCGUUGGAGCUACCAGGCCAAAACCACUCAACCUUAGUCCGACAUUUUCUCUCGGUAGCACGGCAGACUCCGUUUCGCCGUCAUCGAGUCUCAGCCAAUCUCCCACAAAUUCAAUGGCAAGUUUCUUCAGCGACGACUCGACGCAGCAACCUAACGUAACCAACAAUCUACCGACAACACCUUUCAGCUUCGGUCAGGAUUUUGGGAUUCUCGCAACACGACAAACACCAAGUCCACGUACGAACGUUUGCAGUCCACUCGGUUCUGAUGAGAUCACCACACCAAGAACACCCUCACCGUUAUCGCCUAACGCUGAGUCAAGGUUGCCUGUAUUCAACAGGAUCAGCAGCACCUUAGGUGACUUCGACAACCUUAAGAUCUAAACUCCCUUCUGCCGCUGUGUUUCUUUGCGCGAUCGAAAGAAAGACAAGAACAACAAUAACAAUAAUAAC
Messenger RNA from Vespa mandarinia (Asian giant hornet), 2855 nucleotides. It is a transcript of the gene Tis11, whose product is annotated as Tis11 zinc finger protein. The record is from RefSeq and is a predicted model, not a curated record. Lineage: Eukaryota; Metazoa; Arthropoda; Insecta; Hymenoptera; Vespidae. Gene Ontology annotation, molecular function: mRNA binding; metal ion binding.